AUGUUUGGCAAAUUAAUUCCCAUUUUUGUUAUCUUACUACUGGACAUUUGUCUUGUCUCUGCCAAGGAACUAUUGGUGGUAACGGUGGCAACAAAGGAGACAGAUGGAUUCAGACGAUUCAUGAACUCUGCUAAAAAAUAUGACCUGCCAGUUUUGGUUGUUGGUAUGGGUGAAGAGUGGGAUGGAGGAGAUGUGGCCAGAUUUGCUGGUGGUGGGCACAAAUUGAAUUUACUCAAAGAUGCUCUGGCCAAAUAUGCUGACCGAGAAGAUCUUGUCCUUCUGUAUACUGACAGUUAUGAUGUGGUCUUCACAAAUGGUACUACUGAUAUUAUGAUAAAAUACGACAAUUUUAAUGCUCGAGUUGUCUUUUCUGCUGAGGGAUUCUGCUGGCCAGAUCACACGCUUUCUAAAGAAUAUCCAACAGUUGGUGCCACUGAAAAAAGAUUCCUGAAUUCUGGAGGUUACAUCGGAGUAGCCAAAGAUAUUGUUGAAAUACUCAACCACAGAAAGGUUGACAACAGGGAUGAUGACCAGCUUUAUUUUACGAAAAUAUUCUUGGACAAGGCACUCCGUUUGAAAUGGGAUAUUCGCUUGGACACAAAAUCUCUGAUUUUCCAGAAUUUGAAUGGUGCUUUAGGUGAGGUGAUGCUUAAGUUUAAAGGUGACCGCAGUUUUAUGUACAAUGUUAAAACAAGGCAGGUGUCAUCACUUGUUCAUGGAAAUGGUCCAAUCAAGCCUGAGUUUAACCGCAUUGCCAAUUACCUUGCUGAUGGCUGGACAAAGUCUUCUGGAUGUCUUUCUUGUAACAAGAAUGUCCUUUCACUGGCUGACACAAAGCUGCCAGAUUAUCCCAAUGUGAUGAUUGCAAUCUUUGUCGAGAGCAGUGUUCCAUUUAUAGAAGAAUUCUUUGAAAAAGUCUAUCGUAUGAACUAUCCCACUUCCAACAUUGAUUUGUUCAUUCACAACUCUAUUUUGAUUUUUUUCUUUUCCUUUAUUUUCUUUUUCCCUUUAUUUUCUUUUUCCCUUUAUUUUCUUUUUCCCUUUAUUUUCUUUUUCCCUUUAUUUUCUUUUCCUUUUUCAAAGAGAAAUGAGUUUUUAUUUAGCAGUUGA
Molecule: messenger RNA, 1110 nt
Organism: Acanthosepion pharaonis
Lineage: Eukaryota; Metazoa; Mollusca; Cephalopoda; Sepiida; Sepiidae
Source: the annotation of a GenBank genome assembly